This is a messenger RNA of Trichoderma aggressivum f. europaeum, 867 nucleotides long. RefSeq lists its product as uncharacterized. Gene Ontology annotation, biological process: GPI anchor biosynthetic process. Bases 1 to 867 code for a protein of 288 amino acids. Lineage: Eukaryota; Fungi; Ascomycota; Sordariomycetes; Hypocreales; Hypocreaceae. Gene Ontology annotation, molecular function: enzyme regulator activity. The transcript has 3 exons. The record is from RefSeq and is a predicted model, not a curated record. Gene Ontology annotation, cellular component: dolichol-phosphate-mannose synthase complex; endoplasmic reticulum membrane.
AUGCGCCACACGGAGCUACAUACAUACCUAGGAGCCCGGGGGUGGUUUUUAUGCGAACCCUUACCCAAAACCCCCCCGGCGCCCGAUGGUACACAGUACAACGCACAGCAGCCUUACUCUACCGCUUCCAUCCAAAACUCUACCUCUUCGAUCCAUACCUUCCGCCGCAAAGAACCGUGUACCUCCCGCACCGCCACAGGUACCCUCCCCAACCCAGCACCGCAAACAAAGCCCCUAAAAGAGGCGCCUCGGGAUCGAAUCUCAAUCCACUGGCGCGUCGCCCCCAAAAAACCAAAAACCCACUGUACCUUCAUGCCAGCGUGGGCACAUCGCCUGCUAACCUUCUCGUUCGCGAUUUCAGCUGCCAAAUUUCUCUCCUCCCCUAUACAAACCAACCCACGCUCCUUUAGAAUCUUCGCCCAGUCCCUCCCUCUCCAGAGACGCAAAAUCAACAUCGCAACUUUUCCCAAAUCUCCCGUUCAAUUAAUCGCAUCUCGAAAGACAAAAGAGCAAACGCUUCUCCCAACAAUGCUCGAUAAACUCGUCGGUUUCGCCAUGCUUGUGGCCGCAUCCGUCAUCUUCCUCUAUUACACCAUCUGGACUCUUCUCAUGGUAAAGCCUCCCCCCAGUUAUGCUUUGAAAGAAGGAACUCAAAAUCGUACUGACAACACUCGCGCGCAGCCCUUCGUUGACGGCGACCACCCCCUCCAGAACCUCUUCCUCCCUCGCGUCUGGGCCAUUCGCAUCCCCGUUAUCCUCCUCCUACUGGGUUCUGCCGUUGUCGGCUCCUUUGUCGGCAUGGUCAUGAUUCGGAGCAACCAGAAGAAAGCUGCCAAGGCCAAGGCCGCUGCCAAGAAGAAGGCGUAA